Cheilinus undulatus (humphead wrasse) is the source of this 2977-nucleotide messenger RNA. It is a transcript of the gene galnt18b, whose product is annotated as UDP-N-acetyl-alpha-D-galactosamine:polypeptide N-acetylgalactosaminyltransferase 18b. Bases 304 to 2133 code for a protein of 609 amino acids. NCBI's taxonomy places the organism in Eukaryota, Metazoa, Chordata, Actinopteri, Labriformes, Labridae. The record is from RefSeq and is a predicted model, not a curated record. The transcript has 11 exons. Gene Ontology annotation, cellular component: Golgi apparatus.
GUCAGUCCUCACCAUCCCUCUCAUUGGCUGCUGCAGGAUGCUGCCUGUUUCCUUGAUCCUCACAUGCGACUGGAGCUGACGGUGGUUCGCAAUGAAGCGAGGGAGGAAGCCUUCACCUGUAGAUUUUUGACAGCAGCCUGCGUAAAUUCGCGGCACUUUUCCAGACUAAAAGCUCCGCGCUUUGGAUUCUCCAUCGCUGUACAAUCGGUGGAAAUAACUUAAUUUUCCCUUUUCUUUACGGGCGUCUGUCGCCCUGUGCUCCGGCUAGUCGGGAUCCUGCAGGCUGUAUGGAGGGAUGUCGGCAUGGCUUGCACCAGGAGAACCAAAACUUUGGUGUCCACAUGCGUGAUCCUUAGCGGCAUGACCAACAUAGUGUGCCUGCUCUAUGUCGGAUGGGUUACGAACUACAUCGCCAACAUUUACAUCAAAGUCCCCAUGCCUUUACCGGAGAGAAAGUUAGAGGGGGACAAAAGAGGAGACACACUUCGGAUCAUGGAGAGGCUCGACCGGCUGGAGAACGUGGUCAACCAGCACAUACAAGAAACUCCAGGGAGGGGAGAGGACGAUCAGGCGGAAACAUCCUUCUCCGACUCGUCUCUGUUCGCUCACUGGGGUCAGGAGCUUAGUCCAGACAAUCGGAGGGUGGCACUGAAGAUGUUCCAGUACUAUGGAUACAACGGCUACCUCAGUGAUCGUCUCCCACUGGACAGGCCGAUCCCAGACCUCAGGCCUGAUGGGUGCAAAAACAUCAGUUAUCCUUUCAACCUCCCACAAGUAAGCAUCGUAUUCAUAUUUGUGAAUGAAGCCUUGUCCGUCAUCCUGCGGUCCAUCCACUCUGCAAUCAACAGAACACCCUCCCACCUCCUCAAAGAGAUUAUCCUGGUGGACGACAACAGCAAUAACAAUGAGCUGAAGGAGAAGCUGCAGGAUUUUGUAAAGGAGACCAACAGCAAACGUCCAGGAUUUAUAAAGGUGGUGCGGCAUGCCAAACAAGAGGGGCUGAUCCGGUCCAGAGUGAGCGGGUGGAGGGCUGCCAGUGCUCCAGUUGUUGCCCUGUUUGAUGCCCACGUUGAGUUCAAUGUUGGCUGGGCUGAACCCAUCCUGCAGAGAAUAAAAGAAGACAGAACCAGAAUAAUCUCUCCAUCUUUUGAUAACAUCAAGUAUGACACAUUCGAGAUUGAGGAGUAUCCGCUGUCAGCCCACGGCUUCGACUGGGAGCUAUGGUGUCGUUACCUCAACCCACCCAAAACCUGGUGGCACAGGAGCAACAAGAGCGCACCAAUCCAGAGCCCGGCCCUGAUUGGCUGUUUUGUGGUAGAUAGGCUGUACUUUGAGGAGAUUGGGCUGCUGGACGAGGGAAUGGAGGUGUACGGGGGAGAAAAUGUGGAGCUGGGCAUCAGGGUGUGGCAGUGCGGUGGCAGUGUGGAGGUCUUGCCUUGUGCUCGGAUUGCCCACAUAGAGCGUGCCCACAAACCUUACACCGAGGACCUGACUGCUCACGUGAGGAGAAAUGCCCUCAGAGUUGCAGAAGUUUGGAUGGAUGAGUUUAGAAGCCACGUCUACAUGGCCUGGAAUAUUCCCAUGGAGGACUCGGGGAUUGAUAUUGGCGAUAUAAGCGAGAGGAAGGCUCUAAGGAAGAGGCUGCAGUGUAAAACCUUCCGAUGGUACCUGGUCAACAUCUACCCUGAGAUGAGGAUGUACAGCGACACCAUCGCGUAUGGAGUGUUGAAGAACUCUCUGAAGAUCGAUCUGUGUCUGGACCAGGGGCCCGACAAUGACAAUGUGCCCAUCCUGUACCUCUGUCACGGGAUGACACCUCAGAAUGUGUACUACACCAGUACUCAACACCUUCACAUCGGGCUCCUCAGUCCCACGGUCGAUGACGACGACAACAAGUGCCUGGUGGACGUGAACAGCAGACCGCGCCUCAUUGAAUGCAGCUAUGCUACAGCCAAACGCAUGAAGCUCCACUGGCUCUUCACUCAGGGAGGAUCCAUUCAGAACAGGAAAUCAAAGAGAUGCCUGGAGCUCGUAGUGAGCACUGACAAUGAGUUUGGCUACCAACUGGCUCUGCAGAAAUGCACUGGACAGAAAUGGUUCAUCACAAAUGUUCUGUUUAGCAGCUCUUUAUGAUCGACUGCUGAAAGGACUGCUGCAGUGAAAAGCACACGACUCUGCAUGUCUGAUUGGGUACUUUUGUGUGCACAUUCGUAAGCGCAAGAUGUGUUUGUGUGUGUGAAAAGAUAGAAACAGGAGUCCACAGAACAGUGGGCAUGGUUUAACAUCAUUUGUGGCUCCACAAUGUCUUCUGAUGAGCAGUCGACAUCACAUCGUAAAUGUUAAACAUUUUGAUUUUUCCCUACAGGAUCAGCCAUAGCUGGCGAAUAUUUUGCAGGUUGACAAAGUAGUAAAUUUAGUAUAUUUUGUGGUAAAUCCUGUACAAUCAGAUUUUGGUUGACUUAAGACGAUGUAAUGGGUCCAACAUUUUUUUGUACUUAUCAUAUUUGCUACUGUGUAGCAAGCUUUCUGAAUCUGUCCCUGCUGAAAUUAUUUGACUUUAAUGUCUCAGGUUUGUAGGUUUAUUAUGGGAUUCAGCUGUACAGUUGUGGGCAAAUGUUGGAUAAAUCAGAAAAGGAAUUAUUUUUAUGUGUAAAUAUUUGAAAUAUUUGUAAUAAGUUACAGUAAAAUAACUAUUGUAACUAAUGAGUGCGAGUGGGUUUUUUUUCUUCGGUCAUCAAACAAAGAGACGAAUUCGACAACCACCAUAACUGUGUUGGCAGCUCCUGCCUGCUGACUGUGACAGCAGCAGAGAUAGUUGGAUUAAAAACACAGCAGACUUUUCAAGCAACAUCUUAACUACAUAUUGUGGAAUUGGAAAUAAAGGAGGAGGAUAAUCUUAUUUUAAUUAAGACAAUGAUCCGAAGCAUACGUUGAAAGUUACACAGAAAUGGUUUAAAGACAAGGUGAUUGUUCUGGA